UUGGCUGUUGCACUUGGUACCCAUGUCUUAGGAAUUGUUCUCGCGAUUGUUGGAUUGUCUGUUGGAGCCGCGUUUUGGGCUAUACUGAGUUCAACUUGUACCGACACUAGUUAUAGUUAUGGUACUUAUUUCCGCUUCAAUCGUGACGGCUACUGUUCUUGUUAUUACAGCAGCAGCGUUGAGACAUGUAAGUUGUUGAUUUUGUUUAUUCUCUCGAUAAGUCUGAAUUCCCCAUAUUGGUCUUGCGGAGUCACGUGGAAUAUUGCAAGCGAUGUUAAAAGUCAAUUCUCAUGUCGUUCUCUUAGAUCCGGCUAGCUGCUCCGACCUGAAAACUGUUCGCGAAGCCACUGGUGCAGUCACGAUCGUCUUUGCUCUUUUUGCUAUCGUCACUUUCGUGGGAUCAAUUUAUGGCUGCAUUGGAACUUGCUGUGCACCACGG
This is a messenger RNA of Paramuricea clavata, 439 nucleotides long. Lineage: Eukaryota; Metazoa; Cnidaria; Anthozoa; Malacalcyonacea; Plexauridae. The record is from the annotation of a GenBank genome assembly.